AUGCAAGACACGCAAAAGUCGCAGGCUGUGGACGGACUGAACGACUUCACCACGUACCACCGAGCCCCAAAGCCGACGCCGCGCAGCACAACCAGCACUGCCAGCACCGCCAAUCUAUUCCACAGUGGCACGCACUCCCUCUUCUUCCAAGUCUUCGAUGGAUUGACCGCUGGCUUCCCUGGAACUGGGUAG
Molecule: messenger RNA, 192 nt
Organism: Pestalotiopsis fici W106-1
Lineage: Eukaryota; Fungi; Ascomycota; Sordariomycetes; Amphisphaeriales; Sporocadaceae
Exons: 1
Coding region: 1-192 (63 amino acids)
Source: RefSeq, a predicted model, not a curated record